AUGAACAACGUAGAUACAAUAAAAUUCAGAAAGGAAAGGGGGAAUGUGACAAAGAGACAACAACCCGACCAUAGUGCAGACAAUAGCCGAAGGCCAUCAAUGGGUCUUCAAUGUAGCGAGAAACUCCGUACAAAGAACAGUAAAGCAAUAACAGUGAAUGGAAAAGAACUAGAACAAGUAAACUCAUUUAAUUAUCUUGGUAGUAGAGUAAAUGCAGAAGGAAAUAUUGAAGAAGAAGUUAACAUCCGUAUUGGCAAAGCAGCUUCUGCAUUCAAAAACCUGAAUAACAUAUGGAAAAACAACAAAAUAUCCAGAAAGACAAAGAUCAGAUUGUAUGUGAGCAAUGUAAGAUCAGUUCUGUUGUACGGUUCAGAAACAUGGAAAACAACCAAAAAAGUAGAAAGUCGAAUUAGAGGAUUCGAAGGACGCUGUUUGAGACGAAUAAUUAACAUCAGAUGGCCAAGUGUAAUUUCAAACAGUGAACUAUCAGAAAGAACAGGUGUGAAGAAUAUAGUGAAUGAGAUCAUGAGAAGGCGGUGGAAAUAUAUUGGACAUAUACUGCGAAUGGAUAACAACCGGCAUGUGAAAAAGGUAUUGACAUGGACACCGCAAGGGAAAAGAAAGCCUGGAAGACCGAAAGGCACAUGGAGGAGAGAUAUAGCAGCAGAGAUAAAAAGACAUGGAUACACCUGGAAACAAAUAGAAAGAAUCGCGAAAGAUAGAACAAGUUUGAGGUCCCUUGUUGAUGCCUUAUGUGUUCAAGAACAUGAAGAGGAUUAA
This is a messenger RNA of Mytilus trossulus (common blue mussel), 780 nucleotides long. RefSeq lists its product as uncharacterized. The transcript is spliced from 2 exons. Lineage: Eukaryota; Metazoa; Mollusca; Bivalvia; Mytilida; Mytilidae. The record is from RefSeq and is a predicted model, not a curated record. Bases 1 to 780 code for a protein of 259 amino acids.